AUGUCAUCAACAUCAACAUCAUCACAACAUGAUUCAGCAUCUACAAAAUCAAGUAAUUACAAUAAUUCAAAUACUCACAAUGAUUCAAUAAUACCGUCUCCACAAAUUAUUAAAAAAAAAAUUUACGAAAAUAUACCCAUUAUUGGCCAUUAUUCAAAUGAUCAAUCUACUCCUAUAGAAGACGUUAAAAUUAUAGAUAAGCAACUGAUACAUUAUAUUAUACUAUCGGGUACUGCUGGUGGUAUAGCUGGAAGUGCAGCAAAAACAUUAGUUGCACCAUUGGAUCGUAUAAAAAUUUUAUUUCAAACUUCAAAUCCCGAAUUUAUCAAAUAUAGAGGUACUUUUCAUGGUUUUUUAGAAGCUGGUAAAAAAAUUUGGUCGACUGAUUCACUUUAUGGUUUAUAUCAAGGCCAUUCGGUUACUUUAUUAAGAAUUUUUCCAUAUGCAGCUAUUAAAUUUGUAACUUAUGAACAAAUUAGAACCGUAUUAAUACCUAGUGAUAAUUAUGAAACAGCAGCAAGAAGAUUUAUGGCUGGUAGUUUAUCUGGUUUAUGUUCUGUAUUUUUCACAUAUCCAUUAGAUUUAAUUAGAGUUAGAUUAGCAUUUGAAACUAAAAAUUUACAACAUUUAAACAUUCAUCCAAAGCAUCAAGAUUUUAUGACACAACAUAAAGGUAGGUUAGUAAGUACUGUUAAGUCAAUUUUUGAAGAAAAUCCACCAAUACGAUCAAAUGAUCCAUAUUGGCUUAAAUUUAUGAGAAAAAUAUCACCAUUAAGUAUACAACAUUUAUCAAAUUUUUAUAGAGGAUUUGCACCAACAAUAUUGGGUAUGAUACCUUAUGCUGGUGUAUCCUUUUACACUCAUGAUUUAUUACAUGAUAUAUUAAGGUCAAAAUAUUUAGCACCAUUAACUGUUCAACAAGAUAUAAAGAAAACCUCAGUAGUAUUAAAUAAUAAUUCAAAAUCAACUAGAGAAAAUAGAGCUCCUUUAAAAGCAUAUGCACAAUUAUUUGCUGGUGGGCUAGCUGGAUUAUUUUCACAAACUGCUGCGUAUCCAUUUGAAGUUAUAAGAAGAAGAAUGCAAGUUGGGGGAGCAAUAAAUCAAGGUCAAUUUUUGUCAUUUAAAAAUACAGCAAAAUUGAUAUAUAAAGAAAAUGGAUUUAGAGGAUUUUUCGUGGGGUUGAGUAUUGGAUAUAUGAAAGUUGUACCUAUGGUUGCAUGUUCAUUUUUCGUAUACGAAAGAAUGAAGAAAAUGUUAGGUAUUUAA
This is a messenger RNA of Insectozyma verbasci, 1266 nucleotides long. The record is from the annotation of a GenBank genome assembly. NCBI's taxonomy places the organism in Eukaryota, Fungi, Ascomycota, Pichiomycetes, Serinales, Debaryomycetaceae.